UCUCAGACGCUACCGAACGCCGGUACGGUGCGUAUGUUGCGGUUUUAAUCGUUCACUUAAAUUUUUACUGUGACUAUUGAAGAAUAAUCGUAAUCGUUUUAACUUAGUUUCUUUUUUUACAUACGCUCGGAUAGGCAAAUUAUUUUACACGUAGUGAUGAUAAGUAUGGUUCUCAUUCCUUUUGAUUAGAAUAAUCGGUAAUGGCUCGUAAUCGUGAUUACUGAUGAGAUUUUAGAGUAAAAUUUUUAAAUUUACACUAAAAAUAGAGUAUUUACCGCUCUUAUUUUUAUUCGUAAGACGAUAUGGUGUUAAUGAAGACUGCCAUCGUGGCAAUUUUGCUGCUACAAUUAUUAUGUCUGAAUGUUGGGAUCGUGAAUAGUUUUGAGGCUGACGAUUUAGGAUUCGAACAAGAGCAAGUGCCGUAUAGUGAAAACGAAACAAAUGAUUUAUUCAGUCGAGUAAAACGAGGUAUUGCCGAUUGGUUUUCAUGGGGAGCGCCUACCAGCACUACGCAGGAUUCAGCAACGACUGAAUCAUCAGGCGUUCUUCAUCGAAUCUCAAGAAAUAGCGGAGAAGAGACCGAUGAUACUAAUGAUGUUCUCAUUGACGAGAAGAAGAAUGAUCAGGACAACAAUCUUGGUAAUGUAGCUGCGGGUCGAUUACCUAGUGGAUUAUCGUUUGGUAAUACUGAUGAUGAAGAUUUAGUAGCUGGAUCUGGUGAGGUUGAAGGUAGUGCAACUGAAGAAUCAAAACCUCACACUACUCAGGAACCUGAAAGUCGGCAAGCUCGUUUCCAUCGAGUAACUUUAACAGUAAACGAACCGUACAUACCAGAAUAUGCUGAUACUAACAGUCAAGAUUAUAUUACUUUAAGUGGAAACCUGACGCAAGCGUUGGAAGAAUUGUUGUCUUCGCGGAUUCCAAACUUCGAUCAUCUAGCUAAUGUCGUUAAAAUAUCACCAACGGAAGAUCGAUUCAAUUCCAAAGUCACAAUUGAUAUUGGCUCGACUUAUCCACGUGAACAUGAAAUACGAAGGAUUUUAGAAGAUCAAUUACAUUACCACUCAUUAGGCAACAUUCAACUUGAGCCAACAGGUUUCACAUUCAGACAUAUCCAAGAAUGCUCCGACCCGACCAGUUUGAGGUGUCGAGAUGGUUCCUGUGUACCUUUGAAUUAUCGUUGCGAUGGUGUUCCUCAAUGUCCUGAUCAGUCUGAUGAAUUAGACUGUCCGUUAUUUGAGCAUCCUGUCAAUGCCACUCGAAUCCUUCCAACAAACAAUUGCCGUGGUGACGAUACAGUACGAUGCAGCGAUGGUAGUCGUGACAUUUGUUCUGUUCAAGUAUGCGAUGGAGUACCUGAUUGUGAUGACCAUGGCGAUGAACAGAAUUGUGAUGGUUCUAGCUGUAGUGAAAACGAAUUCAAUUGUGACGUAUCUCGAUGUAUUUUGGACAAAGACCGCUGUAAUUUCAUCCAGGAUUGUGAAGAUGGAAGUGACGAACGUGGGUGCAAGUAUCCAGCUUGUGUUCAAAAUGAAUUCAGAUGUAGAAAUGGUCAAUGUAUUAAUAGUCGAUACCGUUGCAAUGGAGCCACUGAAUGCUACGACAAAUCUGAUGAAUUAAAUUGCCCGUGCAAAGAAGAUCAAUUUGAAUGUGCUGCGCUCUAUUGUAUUCCAAAAGAGCGACAAUGUGAUGGUGUAAAUGACUGCUCCAAUGGUCGCGAUGAACUCAACUGCGAAUUUUACACGCCAUCAUAUUGUCUUUCUGGUCAGUUUAAAUGUCACGAUGGUCGCUGUAUUAAUGGAUCUCUUCAAUGUGAUGGUCGAAGUGACUGUCCAGAUCGUUCUGAUGAAUUAAAUUGCACUGUAACAACAUGUACCAGUGAUCAAUUCCGUUGCGCAGAUGGCAGCUGUGUGAGUAUCGAUAAACGAUGUAAUAACAUCAAUGAUUGCAGGAAUGGCGAGGAUGAACAUCAGUGUGGUUGUGGAGCUACCGAGUUUCGUUGCAACGAUGGCCAAUGUAUCGCCUACGAAUUGCAGUGCAAUGGCGUGAAUGAUUGUCGUGAUGGAUCAGACGAACACGAUCAAUGUGUAAAUAAAAGUAUACCGAAAAAUUUCGAUGAAUGGAUCAAUCAAACAAAUGCGCUGCGAAAUAAUUGGCUUAAAUUUCGGGAAAAUUUAAUUUAUCGUAAUAAAAAAAGUCGAGUUACAAAAAAAGAUGAUAAAAAAAAUGAAAUAUUGGUAAAAAUAAUAAACUAUCCGAAAUUUAUGAUUUCAAUGAACUCACCCAGUCGUCGGCAAGUUAAUAAGUAUCCAAAAAAAGAUAACGAUAAAUUUGACGUUGAAAUUCUUAAUGAAACUUUAUUGAAUGUAAAUGACAGUAGCAACAGUUCAAGUUAUUUUAAAAAAAUGGAUAAUUAUUCAAUAACAGAUUUAAGGAGAAACAAAUUUGUCAAAAAUAAAACAGUCUCGACGCCACGAAUGAAUAAAUUAUCACCUGAAUGGCAAUUUCGGCCGAUAAAUUUAAAUUUAAAAUCAAAUAUUUCUGAUCCCGCUUUUUACACCGACAAUGGGUCAUUAGAAAAUCGUAAAUUUUCUCUUAAUCAUCGCAUAUUGGAUGUUAAUUCUUCGCUAAUUAAUCAUCCCAAAAAAUAUUAUUUGAACAAGAAUAAAAAAAUUUUUAAAUAUUUUAAAAAAUGGAACGUAACAAAAUCGACUCCUAAUUAUUUUGAUGAAAAUAAAACCUACAAUGUGAUUAAUAAAACUAAUGAAGCAGCUCUUUCUCGACAUAAAAGAUCAAAUGAUAACAAUUUACCAGAGACAGAUAUAAACUUAAAUACCAAUAAAGACAAAAGUAUCAAAAAUCGAAAGUUAAAAAAAGGAACAAAUAAAAUUAACAAAAAAUCAAAUAAGUCAUCAGUAGAUGAAACCGUAACUGAACAUUCUGAGUUAUCGGAUAAAAAUAUCAACACGUUAACAAGAUUUAAUUUGGGUAAUAAUUCAAAGUUACCUGAACGUUUAGAAAUAUUUAACGUAACAAGUGAUGGAAAGACGUCAAUUGAUUCAAACUUAACGAUAUGCGACAGUGAUUGUAUGCAUUAUCGGAAAAAAUUGCAUAUCGAUUCAGACAGUAGUAUUACAUUGAAUGAACCAACGGAAAGCAUCAAUUCAGAACAGAUAAAUUUUAAAGAAUCCAAUCAAUCAGUUUCGAAUACACUAAAAAUAGUGACACCGGUCGUUGAAUCAGAAGAGGUAAUUAAAACAGAAGCUAAAAAUGAUAAAAAAGUUAAUAAAAAGAUACUAAAGCAAGAGAGGAAAAGAAAGGGACAGAAUAAAUAUGCUAAUGGAAAAGGUAGAAAAGGAAAAGGAAGUAAAAAAACUACUACUUCUUCAUCUACAAGUGUUACCACUUAUUUAACCUCAUCAACCAUUGAAAGUAUUACCGCGCCAUCUUCAACUGAAUAUUUUUCAAAUUUUUCUGAUAAUGACAUUAUAAAUACCACCAAUAUUUCUUCAACACAAGCUACUAUUUUUACUACUACUGUAUGUUCAUGGUGGUUUUUUAAUUGGCUAUGGGGUUGCCCUGUUCCUGACUUUAUCCCGUCUAUUUCUGAAGAGAACACAGAAAAAUUUAAUGAUGAACCUGAGUCUAAUAAAUUGACACCACCGGAAAUAAACAAUUGGCCAAUUUAUGGUGAAAAUAAGUCAUCAGUUAUUCCUGAUGUUGAUAAUUUGAUCACUGAUGAAAAUAAUUCAAAUUUUUCAAUAAAAUUAUUAGCAAUGAAAAAAAACGAAGUGAUAGCUGAUGAUAACUUGGAAUUUAAAGUUAUGGUUACAACACAACCACCAGUAUUUGAAGAUAAUUGUCGUGAUAAUCAACAUUUUUGUGAUCAUAAAAAAUGCAUCAAUGAAGAAAAGAUUUGCAAUAAAAUAUCUGAUUGCUUAGACGGUUCUGAUGAGAAUAAUUGUGAUUAUUUCAAUGACUUAACCAACGAUAUUAAGUCAAGAGCAUUGCAAUAUGCAUCGUUUCAAAAUUUAAGAGAAAAAGUAUCUUCCGAUUCUUUAUCAGUAACAAAUAACGAUCAAAGAACAUUAUCAUGUGAUAAAAAUAAUCAAUUUACUUGCAAUGAUAAUACAUGCAUUCCCAUGAGUCUCUCCUGCGAUGGUAUCAAUAAUUGUGACGAUGGAUCAGAUGAAGAUCCGGAGUUGUGCAACUAUUAUGAUUAUGAAGAUUUACCAGUCCCUGGACGGGUCACGGAAAGGCCAACAGAAUGUGACACGGGAAGAACUGAGAUGCGAUGUGGAGAUGGGAAAUGCAUUUCUCUCCGUCGCAAGUGCGAUGGUAUUCCCGAUUGUUCAGACAACAGCGACGAACGUGAUUGUGGAAACUGUGCGAUCAAUGAAUGGAGAUGUAAAAGUGGUGAGUGUUUACGCGAACAUCAAAGAUGCGAUGGUCUAACUCAAUGUCGUGAUGGAUCUGACGAAGCAAAUUGCGUUACCAAAUGUCCGAGUGGAAUGUUUCGAUGCAAUGAUGGAUUAUGCCUCGAUGAAAGACGUCGUUGUGAUGGUCGUCCCCACUGCCGUGAUGGAUCUGACGAAAUAAACUGCCAAAAUACUUCCUGUCCUGAUGGUCAACUGCCAUGUGCCAAUGGUGUCUGUAUAUCAAAACAAUUCUUCUGUGAUCGUCACGUUGACUGUCAUGAUGGAAGCGAUGAAACAAAUUGCUCUGGGACUUCACCGCGUCCGCCUGUAACAGAAUGUAGAAGCAAUGAAUACACUUGUCGCGAUCGUUCAUGUAUUCCAUUGUCAGCAGUGUGCGAUGGUCGACCAGAUUGCUCAUACAAUGAAGAUGAACUGGAUUGUCACAGAUGCGCAAGAGGUCAAUAUCAAUGCAUAAAUGGUGAUUGUAUUUCCGGAGAACAGAAAUGCAAUGGAGUCAUCGAUUGUGAUGAUGGCUCAGACGAGGACGGAUGUGAAUCUUCUACGAUGCCAUCUGAACAUCGUCCUCAUCAUCAAUGUCCAGCAGGGCAAUUUUCAUGUAUGUCAGACAGAACUUGCGUUCAUAAUUCAGCUCGUUGUAAUGGUAUUCCUGAAUGUAGUGAUGGAUCUGACGAAAAUAACUGUGAGGGUGAAGAUCAAAAGGGAGAACUGAAUCUGAAGACAUAUCCCAGUGAUCAGAUCAUCAAAGAAAACCCGGUACGGCAAGGUUACGAAGUUGUAUUUCAUUGUCGCGAUGAAGGAUAUCUUCGUGCUGACGUACGAUGGCUACGAGGAAACAAUCUGCCUCUUCCGCCUGGUUCUCGCGAUAUCAACGGCCGCCUGGAAAUUCCAAAUAUUCAAGUAGAACAUGCCGGUCCAUAUAUUUGUGAAGCCGUAGGAUAUCCUCCAUCUGUACCAGGGCAGCGUGUUACAGUCCACCUAGAAGUCGAGAAAUUCGAAUUGUCAACCUCACGGCCUCCCCAAGUUUGCAAGUAUGAUGAAGCAACUUGUAGCAAUGGCGAUUGUAUUCCGAAACUUUCUGUUUGCGAUGGUAAAUUUGACUGUACCGAUGGCUCCGACGAAAUGCGAUGUAACCCACACGGAUGUGAGCCCAAUCAAUUCCGUUGUGCAAACAAACAAUGCGUCAGCAAGAUCUGGCGCUGCGAUGGCGAUAAGGAUUGUGUUGAUGGAAGUGACGAGGAAAAUUGCGGUACAUCACCACCUGGAUCUCCUUGUCAAUACAAUGAAUUCAGAUGUAAUCAAUAUGAUCAGUGUAUUCCAAAGAGUUACCACUGUGACAUGGAAAGAGAUUGUCAAGAUGGUAGUGACGAAAUCGGUUGCUCGCCAGUAUACAUCACAAAACCUCCCAUUCCCAUGGUUGUUCUUGAACCAGGUGACACCAUGGUUCUAGUUUGUACGGCUAUUGGUGUACCCAUACCAGAAAUAAACUGGCGUUUGAAUUGGGGCCAUAUUCCCGAAAAAUGUAGCUCUGAGUCAACUAAUGGCACUGGUACGCUCACGUGUCCUGAUAUUAGCGUAUCUGAUCAGGGAGCGUAUUCUUGCGAAGCCAUAAAUAUUGGAGGAUUUGUAUUCGCAGUCCCCGACACAAUUCUCGUCGUUGAAAAAACAUCCCCAGUUUGUAAAAAAGGAACCUUCAACUCGGAAGCGCGACACCCAGAUGAAUGUAUUUCUUGUUUCUGUUUCGGCGUUGCCACUGAAUGUAGAAGCGCGAAUCUAUUUACGUAUCAUCUUCCUCCACCUUUUGACCGACACAAAGUUUUAGCUGUUGAUGUAUCGUCAGCUAGUCCGAGAAUCCGCAGUGAACUAGGAAGCCAGUCGUUGGAAGUAGUACCCGUCGGUCGAGAUGGCGUAGAAAUAUCAAUUCCUUAUUCUAAUGAGUUGAGUUCAUAUGACAUUCCGUACUUCGCCUUACCGGAAGUUUAUCACGGAAGCCAAUUGAAAUCUUAUGGUGGAUAUCUGAAAUACAACAUUCGUUACGGUGGUGAUGGAAGAAACAACAGCGCGCCAUCUAUUAUUCUUAAAGGAAACGGUAAUUUAUUAACACACAGAGGCCAACAUGUGGUUCCUAAUCAAGAGACAGAAGUGGCUGCUAGAUUUUUCUAUGGCGAGUGGUAUAAAAUAAAGGAUGGAUACGAAAGAUUGGCAACUAGGGAAGAUAUAAUGAUGACUCUUGCCAAUGUUGAGCAAAUACUUAUUAAAGCUAAAUAUGAUGACUCACCGCAAUUAGAUAUUUCUAUUACUGAUAUCAUAAUGGACACUGCAGACUCUAGGAAUACUGGCUUAGGAAGCGCGUCUUAUGUUGAAGAAUGCUCAUGUCCAACAGGAUACAGUGGAUACUCUUGUGAAGAUUGCGCUCCUGGUUAUCGCAGACGUAAGAGUGGUUUAUGGCUCGGUGAAUGUACUAGCGAAAAAGACAUGGGAUCAUGUCCUCCUGGUUACUAUGGAGAUCCAGUUCGAAACAUCCCGUGCUUGCAAUGUCCAUGCCCUCUGACAAAUCCUUCCAAUCAAUUCGCUCGUACGUGUAAACUUGGUUCUAAUAAUCGACCAAUCUGUGACUGUCCCCCUGGAUAUACUGGAGAGAGAUGUGAACGUUGUUCCGUCGGUUAUCAUGGAAAUCCAAUAAUUCCCGGUGACAUGUGCGUACGUGAUCAGCAAUGCGAUCCUAACGGAAGCUUAACAACUUCUCUAGACGUUGAUGGAAGGUGUCGAUGCAAGCAAUACGCAACUGGUUUAACUUGCGAUCAAUGCAAGCCAAAUACAUUCAAUCUAGCUGCGAAAAAUCAAUUCGGAUGCAUCAGCUGUUUCUGUAUGGGAGUAACUGACCGAUGUGUUGCUUCUAAUUGGUUCAGAAAUGAAAUUCACGUUUCCUUUACUAAUUCUAUUAGAGAUUUUUCACUUAUCGAGUCAUUAAAUCCAAAUGCGCCCGCAAUAGUAUCAGGAAUUCGUCUUGAUUCACACAAACGAGAAAUUAUUUACAACGACUUUCCUAACCGCGGAAAAGGUGACGUUUAUUACUGGCAACUUCCCAGUAUCUUUUUGGGAGAUCAAGUCACAUCCUACGGCGGUAAUCUAAAGUAUACUUUAAGAUACGUACCCUCUCCCGGCGGACAAAGUUCAAAGAACAACGCGGCAGAUGUCGAAUUGAUAAGUUCCAAUAACAUAAACCUUCUGUACUACUCCAAGGAAUCACUUGAGCCGAACACUUUGCAAUCAUUUACGGUCCCACUAUUAGAACAGUUUUGGCAGCGAGCGGAUGGCAGCCCUGCCAACAGAGAGCACUUACUGAUGGCAUUAGCCGAUGUCCAGUCAAUAAGAAUAAAAGCUACGUACACUACACACACUGACGAAGCCGCAUUGUCACACGUGACAUUGGAUACGGCUGAAAAAUACAACACAGGAAAAGAACGCGCUGUUGAAGUUGAAGAAUGCAGCUGCCCUGUCGGCUACUCCGGACUUUCUUGUGAGGACUGUGCUGUCGGAUAUACUCGUGCCAACGAAGGUCUUUAUCUUGGUAUCUGCGAACCCUGUAACUGCAACGGACACUCGAGUCACUGCGACCCAGAGACAGGAGUCUGUGAAAAUUGCGCGGAUCAUACGACUGGAGAUAACUGUGAAAUUUGUGAGCCUGGUUACGAAGGCGAUGCAACAAUCGGAACUUCCGAAGACUGUCAACGAGGAUAUGGAACACCACCUCCGAGUUGUAACUGUAAUCCAGCUGGUUCUCGGUAUGAUCAAUGUAUUGGCGGGCAGUGUACAUGCAAACCAAAUGUAGAAGGACCUGAAUGUAACCGCUGCAAACCUUCAACCUUUGGACUGUCGUCAGAUAAUCCCAAUGGGUGUAACGAAUGUUUCUGCAAUGGUGUUACUGAUCAAUGUUAUGAAAGCUCAUUGUAUGUACAGCAAAUUCCUUCAUGGUUUUAUGAUUCUCCUCAUGGUUUCACACUCACCGAUGCUUCAAGAUCAGACACGAUUGAUGAUGGGUUCGACAUUAAUGUUACAAGCAAUGAAAUCGGAUAUCAUUUCACUCGGGCUAAUCGUAAUCGUAGACUAUUUUGGUCAUUGCCAUCAACUUUUACCGGUAAUAGAGUUAAAAGUUAUGGUGGUAAUUUGACAUUAACCCAAAGAUUUAGCGCGUAUCAUGAUUCUAAGCCUCUUAAAGAUCAAGAUGUCAUGCUUGGCGGUAAUGGUAUUACACUUUAUUGGGUCAAUCCACGAGAACCAUAUCCUAAUACAUCAAUGACUUACACGGUGCCAUUAAGAGAAACUGAGUGGCGCAGACUAUCAACAGAAGGCCCUAAAAGUGCGUCGCGAUCCGACUUGAUGGUUGUACUGUCGAAUCUGGAAACAAUUCUUGUAAGAGCUUCGUACAGUGAAGGAAUGAUCAGCACAUAUAUAAGUGACAUCAGUCUGGACACUGCGGUGGAAAAUCCUACGGGCAAUAGAAGAGCUACUCAGGUUGAAGCUUGUCGAUGUCCUCAAGGAUACACGGGUACUUCUUGCGAGUCAUGUGCUCGUGGUUAUUAUCGCAACUCCACUGAUAGAUCGGACAGCAUUCUUGGAUCUUGUAAAUUGUGUCCAUGCAACGAUCAUGAAGAAGGCUGUGAAUUGAGCCGCGGAGGACAAGUCAAGUGUCACUGUUUGUCUGGUUACAAUGGUCAAUACUGUCAAGAUAUUGCCGAUUAUCCAACAGCGACGAACCCAACAUACCCACUUUUAAAACCACCUAGGAUUUCUGCAUCAGUUAAAGAAAAUAAAUUCCAAAUAGUGCACACGGGAAGCACAGUGAGAUAUCAUUGUUCUGGACGAUCAUCAGAUAAUGCACCUCUUAGUAUUCGAUGGGAAAAAGAAGGCGGAAGAUUACCAGCUCGUAGUUUGGAUGACGCCAAAGGUCUUUUUAUUAUUCGCGAUGUUAAAGUAUCAGAUAGUGGUGUCUACAUUUGUCAAGUGAGCGACGGUGUCGAUGUUGCCAUUGAAAAAGUCACUCUUACUGUAGGAGGCUCUAGUCCCGUUGAACCAAAAGCCGUAAUACGUCCAACAUACCAACAAAUCAAAGAAGGAGAGCCAGUAGAAUUCCAUUGCGAAGUAACUGGCAAUCCCGUGCCAGAAGUCAAUUGGAUUCGUAUUCAAGGCAGAAUGAACCCGGAAGCAAUUUUCGAAAACAAUGUAUGGAGAAUUCCAUCAGUGUCAAAAAGCGAUGCAGCUGAAUACAAGUGCGUUGCUAGAAACCGAAUCGGUGUUAGUGAACAAUCGACAAUUCUGUACGUCACUGAUAAUCCUGAUAGACCAGCAACAAAUGUUGAUUCCAAUGAAGGUCCUCUUAUAACACCCAACGAGUGGAUGGGAUCCAGUGGUGACGUCAUUCGUAUGGUAUGUACUCGAUCUAAUCUCCACGCGAAUGUCAGCUGGACCCGAUCCUCCGGACUUCCUCUCCCAUCAUCAGCAAGUCAACGCGACGGUGUGUUGACUAUUGAUAAUCCUGAGCCAAAAGACUCUGGCAUUUAUGUAUGCAUUGCAACUAGUUAUCAAGGAACUCAAACAAGUACUAGUGCGCAAGUGUCAAUACACUCAAAGAAAAGUCGACCAAACGCGAGAGUUGAACCUGAACGGCAGACUGUAUCACAAGGAACAAUCGCUGAAGUUAAAUGUCAUAUUGAUGAUCGCGAUCCUAAUUUGAAAGUUACGUGGGUCAAAUAUGGAGAGCCGCUUGGUGCUAAUGCUCAGCAGUACGGCAAUACAUUGAAAAUCGUCAGAGCUCAGGUGUCCGACAGAGGAGUUUAUAUUUGUCGAGCUACAAACGGUAUUGAUACAUUUGAAGCCAGCGCUAUGAUUGAAGUCGAACCACGUGAAGUUCCUGUUCUCGAACUUUAUCCGAGAAACGUUCAGACGGUGGUCGUUGGUGGUUCUGCGGACUUGCAAUGCCGAGUAAUUGCUGGUUAUCCUGUACCGGAAGUUCGUUGGUCUCGUCAAGACAACCGGCCUCUUGGUCCAAACGUCGAACAACUAUCAGGUGGCUUGUUACGACUUACAAACAUAACUGUGAGUGACGAUGGCAUGUAUGUGUGCACUGCAUCAAAUCCAGUUGGUUCAACGUCAGCUACUGCACGAAUUGAAGUACAAUCUCCACCUGUCAUCACAAUCACACCAAGUGGUGGAAUUAUUCAAGCAAAACUUCGUGACCGAUUGAAAUUGACUUGUCAUGCGGAGGGAAUCCCACAGCCAACUGUUGCCUGGACUAAACACAGCCCAGCUUUUCAAUUAUUUACGCCACUUAGAUCAUCACCGGCGACACCUCUGUCUGCUGUUCUUGAUAUCAGAUCAAUGUCAUUGGAUGAUGAGGGAUCGUACACUUGUCAAGCUACGAAUGCUGCGGGAAUAAGUGAGGAGAGAAUCCAAGUUCGUAUUGAUGAUGAUUAUAAUGAUGUUGACGUUAAUCAACCGUGUCGGGGUGAUACGCCUUGUCCGCCUGAUCACAAUCGUCCUGGAUCCGGCUCUCAAACAUCACCUCCGAGAAAACCGAACGAAGGAAUACGAAUCCCUGAUGAUUUUAUGAGGAUACCUAAUGGUGGAACGGUAGAAAUGCGGUGUCAAGCAAUUGGUCCGGAUGACGCACGUAUUUAUUUGGACUGGAAGAAAAGCGAUCGACAGCCUCUUCCUCCUGGCAGUUCUGUACAUAAUGGCAUUUUAAUUAUUCCCGAUGUUACUAAAGAAGCUGCUGGAGAAUACAUUUGUUUAGGACUAAAUCAUGUAGGUGUUGAAUUGUUCAGAGCUAAAUCUCAUUUGGAAAUUAUAUCUCCACCAAGAAUUGAAUUGAAUCCAAAUCGACAAGUAGUAGCACCUGGUGAAAGCCCAUCUAUUGUCUGCACUGCAACUGGAGAUCAGCCAUUGAAAAUAGAAUGGGCUGCAAUCGGUCGAUCAUUGCCGCGCACAGUAACUAAUCAUCAAGGUUUACUUCAAUUCCAUGGAAUCAUGUAUGAAGAUGCUGGAAAAUAUGUUUGUAAGGCAACUAAUGAUGCUGGUACUGCUGAAGCUGUAGCUGAAGUGUUGGUGAAUGAAAAUACUUAUGAUGAUGUUGGAGUGCGUGCUGUAGAACGAGAUGUAAAUACUCAGACAGGAAACUCAGUACGAUUGCGAUGUGAAACAAGAGAUCAAGUGUCGAUACAGUGGACAAAAGAUGGACAACAACUGCCACCUAAUGCACGAGUCAGAGACAAUUAUUUAGAAUUAAUGAGAGUCAGACCUGAAGAUAGUGGCCGUUACAUCUGUCAAAUUCGUAAUGCUCAAAGAUUUUCGAGUGAUUAUGUAAAUCUUCAUGUUUCACUUGUUUAUUCGUUUGCGGAUUGCAUGCUACUAUACCCUUCGGUACAAUGCGCUAAGGGAGAGUUCCAAUGCGGAAGUCAAGAAUGCAUUACGUUGGAUAACAUUUGUGAUGGCUAUGUUCACUGCAACGACGCUACUGAUGAACGCUUCUGCCGCAUCUCGCGAAAUCGCCAAUAUCUUCAACGACGACGUGAACCCGCUGGUCCUAUUGUUCACAUUGAACCAUCUGCUGACAUCGUAAAUGUUGGAGAUUCAUUUGAACUACGGUGUGUAUUUUCUUCACGGCAUUCUAGUCGCCCGCGAUACCAAUGGUUCAGAGCUGACCGUGACCCACUGCCAUCUUCCGCACAAGUUUAUGAAGAUAAUUUGAGAAUUAGUGAUGUACAAAUGCGCGACAGUGGUGUUUAUAAAUGCCGAGUUGAUUCAUCCGAAGGAGCAUUUGAACAAGAAUAUAAUCUUGUUGUUCAAGGUGGGGAAAAUGAUGAACCAGCAAUCGAAGUAAAAAAUGUGCCGUACGGUUCGAGUAUUGAAAUGGAAUGUCGGGUCACUCUAGAUAAACCGAUUACCUACAAGUGGAGUAAACUCGGAGGUUCUCUUCCAAUGUCAACAAUAAAUGACAACAAAAUUCAAUUAAUUAAAGUCCGAGCUGAGGAUGCAGGAACGUAUAUAUGUAACGCAUCAAAUAAUUUGGUGAGCACAGAAGUUCCAAAAGUUCUGGUAGUAACGGGAGUAGUACCGAGGUUCAAUCAGGCACCGCGUAGUUACAUCGCACUACCAACGUUACCAGAUUCUUAUCUUAAAUUCAACAUUGAACUGUCUUUCAAACCCGAAAAUCCUGAUGGAAUAAUUCUCUAUAAUGCCGAGUCUCCUGAUGGUACCGGAGAUAUGAUUUAUUUAUCGCUGGCGAAUGGAUAUCCAGAAUUCAGAUUUGAUCUUGGCUCUGGCACGACAAUAAUUCGAUCAAAUAAAUCUUUAUCUUUGGGCGACUGGCAUACAAUCAAAGUACAUCGCAAUAGAAAAGACAGUCUUUUGCUGGUUGAUGGCGAAGGUCCUUACAAGGCAGCGGCUUCAGGAAGAAAACAAGGACUAGAUUUGAAGGAACCGCUUUAUAUAGGUGGUGUGCCUGACUCAAUUAUCAUCAACGAACGAGUGGGAACGAAUCAUGUUGGUUUUGUCGGAUGCAUAUCUCGAGUUGUUGUCAAUGAAAAGCCACUUGAUAUUAUUGGAGAUGAAAUUGACAGCGUUGGUGUGUCAACCUGCGACACUUGCACUGAAAAUCCUUGUCAUAACUUUGGUGUCUGUCAAGAAGCUCCUACUAAACAUGGUUACAUUUGUCUCUGUCGUACAGGAUAUAAUGGACAGCAUUGUGACAACGUUGGACAAUCUUGUUAUCCAGGUCUUUGCGGUAAAGGAAACUGCAUUGAAACAGAAUCUGGAUAUGAAUGUUAUUGUCCUCACGGUACUUCUGGACAGCAUUGUGAGCACUCUAGUGAAAUUCACCAGCCAUCACUUCGUAACGACCGUUCGUUUUUAGCGUAUCAAACACCUAAAGCUGUCAGACGGUUCAAACUGACAAUGAAUUUCAACCCUUCGGAUAAUGGAGAUGGUAUUUUGAUGUAUUGCUCGCAAAGUGAUGAAGGACACGGUGAUUUUAUUGCCCUUGUUAUCAAAGACCGACUCGUUGAAUUUCGCUUUGAUAUUGGGUCGGGAAUGGCUGUGGUACGAUCCAAUUACGUAAUUCAGCCUGGAGUUUGGACUCGGGUUACUCUUAACCGCGACUUCAAAGAUGGAAAAUUGUCCGUAAAUGGCGAACCUUUGGUUGAGGGGCGAGCUCCUGGAAUAGCGAGAACUAUGACUCUUAACACUCCUAUGUACAUUGGCGGUGUCAAUAGAAGUCGGAUAACUAUUAACACUAAAGUUGAUGUCAUUCGAAGUUUCCACGGAUGCAUUAAUGAACUCGAAGUAUCUUCGUUGAAUCUACAUCUUCUUAAAUCCACAAUCGAUUCAUCGACAAUCGAUGAAUGCAAAAUUUCGUCAAAUCCUUGGCGAAUAAAUACGACAAUUUCCUCAACUUCUGAAACUAUGACAUCUACUUAUUUUCCAUCAAUCGCGUCAAUAGACGAAUAUGAUUCUUGUAGUUUGAAACCAUGUGUUCAUGGGAUUUGUCAAAUUUCUAGUAAUUUCUAUGGCUAUUCUUGCACAUGUGAAUACGGAUAUGUGGGAAUCAAUUGCGAAAAUAUAUUGAAGCAGUGUGAAUUAUUAUCUCCUUGUAAAAACGGAGGAACAUGUACAGAUUUUCAGGGCCCGUAUAAAUGUGACUGUCCACUAGGAUUCAGCGGAAAAAAUUGUGAAAAACCGAUCGAAAUAGCUUAUGAUGUAUCGUUUCGAGGUGAUGGCUGGCUAGAACUUGAUCAUUCGGUAAUGACUCAUGACGAACAGCGCGAAGUUCUUGGAUUUGAAAUUUCAACGAACAAAAGUAAUGGUUUGAUUAUGUGGCAUGGUCAAAUUCCAACAAACUUUAAUCCUGAUGAUUAUGUUGCGCUCGCAGUUGUUGAUGGAUACAUUGAAUAUCAAUACAAUUUGGGUUCUGGGCCAGCAGUGAUUCGUGUUCCAACUCAGCGAGUAGAUGAUGGGGAACGGCAUAGAAUUAUUUUGAAACGACAGGGAAGCGAUGGAAGUAUAGAAUUGAAUGGAGAUCAUACUGAAAGUGGAGUAAGUGAUGGUCUUCAACAGAUUCUAAAUACACGUGGUAACGUGUAUUUAGGAGGUGUCCCAGAUUAUGCUAUGACGUAUGGGAAAUAUCAUGAUGGAUUCUCCGGAUGUAUUUAUACGCUCGAAGUGCAAGAUUCUGGCGCUAUUUACAUUGGAGAUAAAAUGGUUAGGGGUAAAAAUGUUGCCUCUUGUACAAACAAUUCAAAUUAUUUAACCAACGAUCUUCCAUCGCGAGGUGAUCUUGGAGGUGUAAAAAACAUUACCGGAUUUGCUUAAUAAUAUUUUAAUCGUACCUACCAAUUGGUGAUUAGAUCCGUAUAAUGAAUUCAUUAUUUAAAAUGAAAUAUCAUUGAAAAGACUAAUGCUAACUAUGCGCAUAUCAAAAUAAUCUACAUAUUUCUUCAAAUAAAUAAAAUUACAAAUUGAUAAUCUUUGCAAUUACAGUGCAAAUACUUUUUUACAUGAAUCGUACAUAGAUUUAGGCAUUAAAAUUAAAAAAUAAUAUAAACAAUUAAAAUUUUGCAUUUAGUUAGCUAAUUUAAUGUAAGGGAACUAAUGGAUUUUUUUUUUACUAAUUUAUAUAUUAUUUCAAAAUGAAAAAAUGCGUGAUAAAUACCUCUUAUUAAUGUGUAAUGAUAUUUUAUGUAACUCAUGCCGAAGAAUGCGCCGCUAACUGCCUAAAGUCAGCGUUAAAUUUUAUAUUAAAAUAAAUUCUCUCUGAUUGGUCUAAAGUGUGAUUUAAAAUAUAUUAAAUCACUCAUUUUUAUAUUAAACCUCUGAAUUCGAGUAAAAUGGGCGGAGUAUAUCCCUACUCAAUAAUCUAAGCCAAUUAUCUAUCACUUUUCUCUCUUAUGACGUCACUUUGAAUUUAGUUACCUUAUUAACAUGACGAAAAUCUCUAGACUGCACAUGCGAAUUCAAUUAAUCAGUACACGCAUGUUUAGAUCAAGGCAACGUCAGCUUAAUUUUAUAACCUUACAUAUCUUCAUUAAUUGAUACGACACACAGGAUUCUCUUCUCCGUAAUGUGACUUUCCAUAGUGUUACUUUUUCUCUAAAUUUAACAAGAUUCUCCCUAAUGUUAACAAUCUUGUCUCCCACUACGCAUUUUUUGUGCGACCAAUCAAAAUAAAUCUCAGUGGCGGGCAAUUCAAAUCUUCCACAUGCACCUUCAUCAUUAUAUACGAUUCUCUUAUUAAAAGAAGCGAUUUAAAACGAUUUGCAAUGUUAAAUGCCCAUAAGAAGGGCGAUUCAAAAGUAUUGGUAUGGUGCCCUAGCGGAUCCGAAUUACUGUAAAUUACAGUAAUUACCUUUUUUAAUAAUAAUAUAGUAAAUUAUUAUUAUAACUCCGACUGUAUGACGCUAACUUCAGACCUUUAAUGGCGUUUUUCUUCGUGCAUUCAUUACAUAAACUAUUGUAUAUACAUCUAGUGGCAUCGAGUAUAAUACCGAUUCAAAAGAUGUAUAAGAUACUAUUAUAUUGUUUAACUUUAUCAUGAUUUAUAUAAAUAUAUUUAUAUAAAAUUUAUUUCCAAUGUUUUUUUUAGAAUUCUGAAAGUAUUGAAAACAAUAAUCGACCAAUUAUAUAACAAAGCUUUUGAUAUUAUAAUAAAGAAAAAACAUUUUUUUGACGUACACACUUUUUACAUGAACGAUAUAAAUGAAUAUUGCAUAAAAAAUGAAUACAAUUUGAAUAAAAAAUUGUAUUGAUAAUUGUUUUUGUUUUCUGAUAAGAAACAAAGUGGAAAAUGCAUGAACAGCAGAAAAAAACUUAACCAUUUUUAAAGUUUAUAUAAUUACUAAUAAUGUAUAAUUAUAAAUUAGUAUAUUUUGCUACAAAGUGAGAAUGAGCUUCAAAACUUGGGGGUUGAUGUCACUUGUCUGCAGCUCGUGAUGUCAAUGCAGACUUGUUGUUAAAAGAUCAUCCUCACUCAGCAGCAUACAAUAGUUUUCUAUAAAUCGCAAGAGAACAUUGUAAUUUUUUUCAAAAGAGAGAACCACAAUAUAUAAAACAUCUGCUAUUUGUAGUCAUGCUAGUACUGAUACAACUAGACUGAUCACAGUCUUGUUGAUUUUUUUUUAUUAACAAAAUAGGAGAGAAUAUGCGUCGAAGCCUAUUUAGCUUCAGGAUUAUUGAUAACAUUUAUUAUUUUGUGGUGCUUUCCUUUGACAGUCCAAAUGCAUUUUCCUUGCAUGAGCUGCGAAAAAAUAUAUAUUUGACAAUAUUAUAGAUAGACAAUGUAUUAUUUACUAAUUUGAUAAAACAUAAUUAUGAAAGUAAACGAUGAAAAAAAUGAAAGUGUAGUGUAUGUACUGUUGAAUGUAUAAAUUAUGUGAAUUGAAAUGACAAUAAAUA
Microplitis mediator is the source of this 16880-nucleotide messenger RNA. RefSeq names its product basement membrane-specific heparan sulfate proteoglycan core protein (gene trol). The record is from RefSeq and is a predicted model, not a curated record. Lineage: Eukaryota; Metazoa; Arthropoda; Insecta; Hymenoptera; Braconidae. Gene Ontology annotation, cellular component: axon; plasma membrane. The transcript is spliced from 44 exons. The coding region runs from base 303 to 14801 and encodes 4832 amino acids. Gene Ontology annotation, molecular function: calcium ion binding; cell-cell adhesion mediator activity. Gene Ontology annotation, biological process: dendrite self-avoidance; homophilic cell-cell adhesion; axon guidance.